This is a messenger RNA of Nothobranchius furzeri (turquoise killifish), 6525 nucleotides long. RefSeq names its product integrin, alpha 5 (fibronectin receptor, alpha polypeptide) (gene itga5). Gene Ontology annotation, molecular function: integrin binding. NCBI's taxonomy places the organism in Eukaryota, Metazoa, Chordata, Actinopteri, Cyprinodontiformes, Nothobranchiidae. Gene Ontology annotation, cellular component: external side of plasma membrane; integrin complex. The record is from RefSeq and is a predicted model, not a curated record. Gene Ontology annotation, biological process: cell adhesion mediated by integrin; cell-cell adhesion; angiogenesis.
GUGGAGCAUGACUAGGUGAGCAGAGGAGGCGUGGGUUCUAGAGCUGGAGCUGACGGAGCAUUCAUGAGGUCCUGAGCGCGCAGAUAGCUGCAGUUUUAGUGAGAAGCCCAUGAGGAUUGAUCGGCGGGUUGAAGACUAAAGCUUCAUUCUGGUGGAUUAAAAUGGGUUUGAAACGAGCGCGCGUAAAGACGCCGGGGCCAGCAGCCCUGCUCGCCCGCUCGUCCCUCUGCCUUAUCGGACUCUUUGUCACUUUCUCUCACCCUGCCUGCGAUGCAUUCAACCUGGCCGUAGAAGAUCCAGCGGUUUACAGCGGACCAGAGGGGAGCUACUUCGGAUAUGCUGUAGACUUUUAUCUGUCUGAAUCUGCCAGCGCGAGUUUGGUUGUUGGUGCACCAAAAGCCAACACAAGGCAGUUGAAUGUUACAGAGGGAGGGUCUGUGUUCUACUGCCCGUGGAGUCUAAGCCAAGCAGACUGUCACACCAUCGACUUCGACACAGAAGGAGAUCGGAGCGUUAUGCUGAAUGACGUGUUACACCAGGUUGACUUCAAGUCCCAUCAAUGGUUUGGUGCAACUGUGCGUUCACAUGGUGACACAAUUCUGGCUUGUGCCCCUCUUUACUCCUGGAGAACCGAGAAGGACGUGCCCCGUUCUGAUGCAACAGGAACCUGCUACCUCUCAGUUAAAAAUUUUACCAAAUUUGUUGAAUAUGCUCCCUGUCGGACUGAGAUCAGUGAUGAAGGGGGACAGGGCUACUGUCAGGGAGGAUUCAGUGCAGACUUUACAAUGGACGGAAAAGUGGUACUUGGUGGGCCCGGCAGCUACUUCUGGCAAGGUCAAGUGAUCUCUGCUGCUAAGGAAGACAUCAUCAAAGCUUAUUACCCAGGUUAUUUCAUGCAGGCCGUGGAAGGUCAAAUCCAGACCAAACAGGUCCAGGCUGCACAUGAUGACAGCUACCAAGGUUACUCUGUUGCUGUUGGGGAAUUCAGUGGUGAUCAGGUCGAAGAUUUUGUAGCUGGCGUUCCUAAAGGACUCAUGCUUAAUGGUUCGGUGUCCAUCUUAAAUGGUUCAGACCUGACAACACUGAUGAGUUACACUGGAAAGCAGAUGGGGUCAUAUUUUGGUUAUGCGUUGGCGACAACUGACAUAAACAGUGAUGGGAUGGUUGAUCUGUUGGUGGGAGCUCCGAUGCUGAUGGUCCGAGGCUCUAGUGGUCGUCUGGAGGAGAUGGGUCAGGUCUAUGUUUUUCUACAGCGUGGACCCUUAAACCUUGAGGAGCUCACACCGUACCUCACAGGCACCCAGGUGUUUGGGAGAUUUGGCACUGCCAUUGCUCCACUGGGAGAUCUGAACCAGGAUGGCUUCAACGACGUGGCUAUAAGCUGUCCAUUUGGUGGAGAUGACCAACAGGGACUGGUCUACAUCUAUAACGGACACUCGGAAGGUCUACAGGAGAAGCCCUCUCAGGUGAUCACAGGCCAGUGGGCUGCUGGGACUUUCCCUGCCAGCUUUGGGUUUGCUCUCAGAGGGGCACAGGACCUGGACAUGAAUGGAUACCCUGAUCUCAUUGUCGGAGCAUUUGGAGUAAAUAAGGCAGUUCUCUACAGAUCUCGCCCAAUCGUCAGCACCAGCGUGUCUCUGACAGUUUAUCCCACCAUGAUCAACCCCGAGGAGAAAAACUGCAUCAUCACCAGUGGAAACUCCAGCAUUCCCGUUUCCUGUGUCAACCUGAGUUUCUGCAUAUCUGCUGAUGGGAAACACCUACCGGCCGAUCUUGACUUCCAGGUGGAGGUGCAGCUGGACAGUCACAAGCACAAGCAGAAAGGUGCGGUUAGCAGAGCUCUGUUCUUGGAUUCCCAGCAGCCUUUGCUGCAGAGAAGUGUUAGAGUGCGACGUGGAGAGCGACGGUGCAACCACACACAGAUCUACCUGAGAGAUGAAAAGGACUUCAGGGAUAAACUCUCCUCCAUCUUUGUGGCCUUGAACUUCAGCUUGGAUCCAAAAGCAGCUGCUGACUCCCACGGCCUGCGACCCAUACUCAACUAUCAGACCACCAGCGUGAUUGAACAGAAGGCUCAGAUUCUGUUGGACUGCGAGAACAACAUCUGUGUUCCUGACCUGAAGCUGGCGGUUUAUAGUGACAUAAAAGAAGUCUACCUCGGCGAUGACAACUCAUUGACCUUGACUUUCAACGCCAGGAAUGAAGGAGAGGGAGGAGCGUACGAGGCUGACCUGUACGUGGUGAUGCCCCCUGAAGCCGAUUACAGCGGGAUCGCCCGAAAUAAGAGCUUAACCCAGCUUACCUGCAGUUAUGAUACAGAGAACCAGACCCGCUUCCUCAGCUGUGAUCUGGGCAACCCGAUGAAGGCUGGAACCAAUCUAUGGGCAGGCCUGCGUUUCACCGUGCCACGGCUGAAGGACACACAUAAAACUGUCCAGUUUGAUGUGCAGAUACGCAGUAAAAAUGAGAAUAAUUCUCAUAGUGAAGUUGUGUCCCACAAGCUGGAUGUGGUCGUUCAGGCUGAUGUCAUCCUCCAGGGUGUGUCCCGACCAGAUAAGGUCUUCUUUCCACCGGCCAACUGGAAAGUUCCCAAAAACUAUGGGGUGGAACAGGACGUGGGGCCUGCUGUGGAGCACAUUUAUGAGCUCGUUAACAAUGGUCCCAGUCAGAUCAGCUCCACCUCACUGGAGCUGCGCUGCCCUCUCCUCAUCCAGAGUCGUACCCUCCUUUAUCCUCUGGAGUUCUCCACCGAAGGCUCCAUCAACUGCACUGCAGACAGACACAUGAACCACCUGAACCUAAAACUCCAGCGCACAUCCACCGAGUCUCCCAUCCUGGCACUGAAGGCCCACGAGCACCACGUUGAGAGGAGGGAUCUUCAUAAGAACCAACUCGCCCAUUUGACAAAUCUGUCAUGCUCCAACGUGGAGUGCUGGGCAAUCCAAUGCAACGUAGGUCUGCUGGAGAAAGGAACAACCGCUAUCCUCAAAGUGCGCUCCCGCAUCUGGGCCAAGACCUUCACUGAGAGAUCCAACAAGCAGUAUGUACUGGAAUGUCUCGCCACAUACAGUGUGAAGAAGAUGCCGUAUGCCAUACUGCCUAAACACUCUCCGAGUGGGCACAAAAAGGUGGUGACUCCAGUGGUGUGGAACAAGCCGGACAUAGAGAACUCUGUUCCCCUCUGGAUCAUCAUCUUAGCCAUUCUGGCUGGUUUACUGCUUCUGGCGCUUCUAAUCUAUGUCCUCUACAGGCUUGGCUUCUUCAAGCGAUCGGUGCCAUACGGUACCGCCAUGGAGAAAGCUCAACUUAAACCACAGGCUGCCUCGGAAGCUUAAGUAGCGUCGAGAUUCCCAAAAAACCCACAAUGUCUAGCCAUGGGAUUGCAAUGGAGAAGCAUGAAGGAACACGAUCAAAGAGCAGGUGAAGACUUGUGUAGACGAGAGACCACUAGAGCUCCACUGCGCUGCACUAGAAGAGGACAAAAACCCAAAGAUCUCCAAGCCAAAUGAAUGUUUUAUUUAAUUUAUGAUUUUAUUUUUUAUCAGGUUGGGAUUGUUUUCACGUUUUUUUUUAUCUCCACGCCUAAAGACUUUAUUAGACUUUACAUAAAGGUGACCGCAGAAUGCACACAGGUGACCAUCAGCCUGUACUUGUAGCAUCUCAGUGGGUUUAAUUUUACUGAUGAUUGUGAUGGAGAACUCCGUAAUGCCCUUUUAACUGACUUUUACUGGUGCUACAGAUCUGAAGGGUUCACUGCCUUUGACGGGAUUCGGUGUGUUUGUGGCCUCUGGGAGGAAAACCUGCUUCCCGAUGAGGCCUGAAGGUGUUUCUCUGUUUCUUGAUCACAAGAUUAGUUUACAGUUUUCAGGUGAGAAAUGAUCCUUCUAGAGGCAGAAAUUCAAAGUGAUACAAUAGCAAAGUAGUAAACAUAGGAAUCCCACCUUUUAGACUCAAAGUCCCAAAUUGUGUCCGAUGCACGCUGGGAUGAUCUCCACCAUCAACCCAAAUACAGGAAACGCGGGUAUUUAAGUAAUGAACUGUUUGUGAACAUAACGACUUUCUGCCUCAGGUUGGUGGACAGUGUGUGUUUUGCACUCAAAGGAAAUCUACUGAUAUUUUUCCCGAGACACCAAAGACUGACUGAGCUUCCUUUGAGUUAGACUCCUACUGAAGACUUUGUGUGAAGUCCUGUGUGCUUGUUCUCAGAGUUACCAACGCUGUGCCGUUUACUGGGAUUGGGACUGGAACCAACGCAGACCAGUGAAACCUCUGUCGGAAUGUGGUGUUCUCCACAGAAUUAUGUUGUUGUCUUUGCUCCUGCUUGGUUUGGGUUUAAAAUAAUGUUUCUGCCCUUGCUAGCUGAGAAACAAAAUAUUCCACCUGUCGCAGGUGCCUUCCUUGAUGACCUAUUUUCAGAGAAAUGGCUUUUGCACCUACAGAAGUAGUUUGAGGGCAGCCGAGACCAAAGCCGAGUUGACAUUACCAGGGGCGUGUCCAGGGAGUGGCCUGGGGUAGCACAUGCCACCCUUAGAAUCUGAUUGGCCACCCCAGGUGCCACCCUACUGAGUUCCAGUUUAAAUUGACUUUACAUUGUCAACAAAAGGCUUGGGUUGUAAACUCCAAAAUAGUGUGUGGUAGCAUGCACCUUUCACCUUGUUUUUUAGCCCAGGCCUACAGAACAUUUCUGUAGUAAUAUUAUUUAAUAUUUUUUCAUACUCACAUACAUAGUAUUUAGAGUCCCACUCAACUCCAGUUGGUGGCAGUAAUGCAACAAGAAGUGACUUGCUAACCACCACAAAAGUAGAAGAUGAAUAGAAAAAAAUGGACAUUGUGCAGUGUAAAACUCAAAAAUUCACUAGAAAGUAAAUAAACGAUUUGUGUAAAUAAAUAAAUGAGCAUAACCAUUGGUGCCACCCAUGCAUAAACAAGUGCCCCACAUGGGCCACCCCAUUUUAAAAGUCCUAGACACGGCUCUGGACAUUACAUCAUUAUUUUCAUUGAAUUCAGUGUUUUUAUUGCCAGCAUGAAAACCUCCAAUGCAUUUAGGCAUCAAAUUCAGCAGGAAUUUAAGCUUACAGAAUAACGUGCAUGAGCUGCUGGCAUUUAGUAACUGGAGCCGUUUUAAUAUGGCAGCAAUACACUUUAGUCUUGGCUUUGUCAUUAGCUCAUCAGACAUGUUGGAUGUAAAAGCUAUUUCUCCCAACAUAGUCCUUCAAUGGGAAGCUAUAACGAGUGAUUUUUACAAUCUUUUCAUAGCAACACGCCGACAUGGCUUAAAGAAAUCAUAUUAAGUGAGGCGCAGGAAGAAACCACAAAGCUGACGAUGAUAUGAUGAAGUUCUCUUACAAAGAUGGGACAAUCAGCAGAAUUGCAGCGCUGACAGGCGGCUGAAGGCAGACGGAUAAUUUUUCAGCACAAGGCUGAAUGAGAUACUGUAUUUUGAUUGUUUUAUAUGAGUUAUAUGAAUGAGACGUGGCUGAUGUCAACCCCAAACCAAAAAGGGCUACAGGGACUGAACAAUGACAUGCUUUGUGUUGGUAUCUUUUGUCAUGUACAUAGGAUUACUCACGUGCCUUAUGUGUAAAUACUAAAUGUUGGUGAGUUUGCUUGUGUAUGCAUCUUCAUGCAAUUGUGUGACUGCUAUAUUUAAGGAAGUUGUUUCUGUGUGUGGGCUUCACCUUUGCCUAGUCCUGUGCAGCUUGAUGUAAUGAGGUUGCAGCUCCAUGUUGCUAACAGCAGAAAUACCUCCUACUAAAGGGUAAACAACUAGGCACUGGGAACUACACGUUGUUUGGAAGUGCAAUAUUUAUACUCAAUCUUUCCUUUUUAACAGUUUUCUUUUGUUUUGACGUUUUAUGUCUGAUUCUGUUGCGGUAAACCAGAAUUGCUCGUGGCUUUUGGUGUUAGCUCGCUUUUCCCCACCUAAAAGGAUAUUUUCACCACUUCACGUGUACUCUUCACUUCACUGGACCCUGAACUACCGUCAUUAUGGCACAGAUUAACGCUGAGCACCGACUCGCUGGCGCAGUUUGAUCGUUUCUGUCUGUUGUUACAGCUGUUCGGAUACGAUCAUUUCACCAAACACGUGUUACACAUAAUUUUGAUUUACUCGACUCCCUUAAUACCCACUGAUCAGAGGGUGAUUUAUGUUCACAUGGUCCACAAAUCCUUUAUCACGCACAUUCUCUUCAUGAAAUUCUUUCCUGAACAUGUCAACUCAUUAUUUAUACAGAAAUCUUUUUUUUUUUUUUUUACAAUGUUCUCCAUCAGGCAAAGGCACUGGUAAAUUUCUUCUAUUUUUGUUUUUUAAACACGUCUUAGCCCACUUUUGCUCUCCGGGACUUUAGAGGAAGAUGUUGUACAUAUUUUUGAUAAAGGAGAGAAACUGAUGGAAUGGUUUGUUGUGAAAUUUCUCACCCCAUAUUGGGGAGACCUGUUUAGGUGGAUGAUGGCUCCUUUAAAAGUAAUUUUUUUUUGCCUGCUAUUGUUUGUACUUUAAAUAAAACAAAUCCCUUUGUAAAAAUU